CCGCCGCGGUCAACAAUCCCCGAAAAAUCCUGUGAAACCCCUCAGAAAGCCCUGGAAAAUCUCUGACGAUAGUCAAUGAACUUUGGCCACGUAAUCCUGCGUUCAACUGCUCCCGUGGGUCGUGUGCGCCCCCCCCCCCUCCCUCAUCACAAGUAUGACCAGAGAUCGACGCAAAAGGCAUUAGUGUGUUGUUCGGUUCACGUCAGUAAUAAUACGACGAGUCUCGUGCCUCGAUAGCAAUUUCCUCGGACACCUGUUUUUUUUCCUCGAAUAGAGUUGACGAACAACGGCUGCUGGAGACUUUGGGACCUGGAUAUCGCCGACGCACCAGGGAAAUUGUCUGGGAGGAUGGGGACUGUGGAGGAGCAGCCGGGACCUUCCAAGCCCAGUGAUCUUGGUGGGAAGGAGAAGGAGAAGGACGACAGGAUGUUCGAGUGUAAUAUUUGUCUAGACACUGCCAAGGAUGCGGUAGUCAGCAUGUGCGGACACUUGUUUUGUUGGCCAUGUCUUCAUCAAUGGUUAGAAACAAGACCAGCGAGACAAGUGUGUCCAGUUUGCAAAGCAGCAAUUAGCAAAGAAAAGGUUAUUCCACUGUAUGGGAGGGGUGCAGCCAAGCAGGAAGAUCCAAGAAAUAAUGUUCCACCUCGUCCAGUGGGCCAGAGGACAGAGCCAGAGGGUGGUACCACGUUCUCAGGACUGGGAUUUGCGGAUGGAGGAUUCCACAUGUCCUUUGGCAUUGGGGGGUAUCCCUUCGCCUUCUUCACGUCGACGUUCAAUUUUGGAGAGACUCGACCAAGUGCUGUACCCAGAGGCACUCCCCAGUUCGAAGACGACGUCUUCAUCUCAAAGAUAUUCCUCUGGCUGGCGAUAAUCUUCAUCGGGUGGCUCCUGAUGGCGUAACCAAAUCUUCCUCCCCAAUUAUUCGGUUUAAAUCCACUAUAAUACACUCUGCAUCAACUGUAUAAUCAAUACCCAACUAUUUCAUAAACAAAGGUGUACCCAAUGAUCUAUCGACUUGUGAAUUUGAAAGAGACGACAACCGAGUUGAGCUGUAUAUAUCCGAGGUAUUCGAGGUCUAGGGAGAUCAGUUAAAAGGUAGAACAACCCAUCUCCCAACCCUAGCUUUAAGAAUAAUUAAUUAUAAGAGAUUUCAAUUUUAUUCGUUGGAAGAAAUUCAAUGAAAUUGUACGUGGGUUUGUGUACAUACUAUAAGUAAUUGUUGACAUCAUUUAAAUUUUCAUUUUAUUUAUCAUCCAGGGAAUAUAAUAAAGACACUUGAGCAAUGAUAAAUACUGAAAUUGUGGAUUCAAUAAAGAAAUGAAAUUGAAUAA
This is a messenger RNA of Diachasma alloeum, 1331 nucleotides long. RefSeq names its product E3 ubiquitin-protein ligase RNF185. Gene Ontology annotation, biological process: ubiquitin-dependent protein catabolic process. Gene Ontology annotation, molecular function: metal ion binding; ubiquitin protein ligase activity; ubiquitin-like protein conjugating enzyme binding. Bases 349 to 900 code for a protein of 183 amino acids. The record is from RefSeq and is a predicted model, not a curated record. Gene Ontology annotation, cellular component: endoplasmic reticulum. The transcript has 5 exons. Lineage: Eukaryota; Metazoa; Arthropoda; Insecta; Hymenoptera; Braconidae.